Cuscuta europaea is the source of this 1377-nucleotide messenger RNA. NCBI's taxonomy places the organism in Eukaryota, Viridiplantae, Streptophyta, Magnoliopsida, Solanales, Convolvulaceae. The record is from the annotation of a GenBank genome assembly.
AAACAAGAUACAUCCCUGUAAAACACAAGCAGCUUGAUUAAGGAAGGACGUGUCUCGCUAAAGCUUUAAAACCAUGAAAAGAUGCAAUCUUGCUUGCUAUCGCCCACUUUCAGCGCUGGCAGACCAAAAACAGUAAAGAGAUUCCACGCAAAAUCAGCAAAGGCUCAAAUCUGAAUUCGAACCGAGAGACAGAGAGAGAUCCAAACACUCUCGACAAUCAGAGGCUUAUUCAGACUACAAUUUCUGUAUAUGGCACAACCCUGCACCUGUAAUGACGAUGAGCCUGAAUGGAUAAAAAAGGUGAAAUCAGAAGGUGCCAUUCCACAUCUUGAUCCUGAAAACUGUUCAAAUGGUUGGGCAUCUCCACAUGGGGAUGCUUUCAUGGUAAGAGGCCCAGACUACUUUUCAAACAGAGUCAAAAUCCCAGCGAGCGAAUAUCUUCUAAAACCUCUUGGUUUUGAUUGGAUCAAAGGUCCUUCAAAACUUUCCAAUCUCAUGUGUAAUCCUGAACACUACAUCAGGAAGGCUCUUCCGGAAGAUUGCCCUUCAGGCGUGAGGCCCUUUGUUUGGGCUUUCAACUUACAAGUUCCUAGCAAGGAUAACUACAGCGCCGUUGCAUAUUUUGUGGAUAUGGGGCCCACUAUGGAGGGAUCAUUGAUGGAUCAGUUCUUGAGAGGAGACACUGCUUUUAAAAAUACAAGGCUGAAAUUGGUAGCGAAUAUUUCUAAAGGUCCUUGGAUUGUUAAAAAAGCAGUUGGGGAGCAGGCUAUUUGUGUCAUUGGGCGGGUACUAACUUGCAAUUAUUGCACAGGAGACAAUUUCAUAGAAGUAGAUAUAGAUAUUGGAUCCUCAGUGGUUGCAAAUGCAAUUGUUCAUCUAGCAUUCAACUACUUAACAAAGUUGACUGUUGACAUAGCUUUUCUGAUUGAGAGCCAAACUCAAUCGGAACUUCCUGAACGAAUUCUGGGAGCUGUGCGGUUCUCUGAGCUGGACCCCGCUUCAGCAAGGAUAGUUGAAGUAUCACCUGAGCAGAGCUUGGAUAGGUCACAGUCGUCAUUUUCUCGGCUAUGGAAGUCACUUGGAAGCAGUUUUUCCUCAACUCACAAGGGUGCUCAAGAUAGUGGGGCCGUCUCUGAAGCAGGGAAAAAUGAAGGAAUUGUAGACUAGUUGUAAUUGUCCAUUGGGCAUAUACAAAUUCAAUGAUUAAAAAAUGUGUAUUCCCAUUAUAAGGCUGAUGUUUUUUUAUUCAAGCGUUGCAAUGUUUCUCAUACUACACUGUGCUGAAUUGAAUCUAUUUUUAACAAAUUAGUUUUGCUCAUGGACAAACAAUCAAACAUUCAUCUAUGUUUCUUAUAAAAGAAUCUCGUUAUCCUGCUG